AUGCCGGCGGUCGUCAAGCUGCGGAGCGCGGUCUACCUGUCGAGGAACAAGUUCUCCGGAGAGACACCCGACGGAGCCUUCGAGGGCAUGAGCUGGCUCAAGAAGCUCUACCUCGCCGACAACGGCUUCUCGGGGCCGAUGCCCAAAUCCCUCGCCUGCCUGCUGAAGCUUCUCGAACUCCAGCUAGAUAACAAUCGCUUCAGGGGCUCGAUUCCGAUCAUCCAAUCGUGGAGCGCAAAGCUCAAUAUUAUGUAUUGUAUAACCGAUUUCUUCGCCUGCUUGGCAUUUCGUCGUACAUCUUCUGUGCAAGCAACGACAAGGCUCUGCGCAGGCAACAACAAGGCGCCGCCGUUGACGAAAGAGCACGAGCAUACGGCGCCGAAGCUGAUCUUCGUGCAGCAAGGAGGUCCUAGGUUCGAGUUGAAGGACCUGCUGAAGUCGUCGGCGGAGCUGCUGGGGACCGGAGCAUAUGAGCUGGCUGGGGAGGCUGUCGCACCCCAACUUGCUGCCACUGUUGGCUUAUUACUACAGGAAGGUCGAGAAGCUGCUGGUCACCGACUAUGUCCCCAACAGGAGCCUCGUCAUUGCUCUCCACGGGAAGCACAGCUGGAUCCCUUUCUGUCUAGAUAUAGUGUCAUCAUUAUUGAUGAAGCUCAUGAAAGAACAGUGCACACAGACGUGCUGCUUGGGUUGAUGAAGAAAGUGCAACUUGCACGGUCUCAUGCUACUAAUAAGGAGAACAACUUGAGCAAGGAAGCUGGUGAUGGCCUAGCAAAGUCUGGCAACUUCUCCCUUAUGCCAUGUCAAAAUGCAAAACUUACUUCCUUGAAGUUGAUAAUUAUGUCUGCCAGUUUGGAUGCACGGUGCUUCUCUGAGUACUUCUGUGGUGCGAAAGCUGUUCACAUUCAUGGGCGCCAAUACCCUGUAGAAAUACUUUAUACUUAUCAACCUGAGCCAGAUUACCUCGAUGCUACCCUAAUUACCAUUUUUCAGAUACAUUUGGAGGAGACUGCUGGAGAUAUUCUUGCAUUUUUAACUGGGCAAGAUGAGAUUGAAUCGGUUGAAAGGCUCAUCAAUGAACGCAUCAAGCAACUGCCUGAUAGCAGUCAAAAUCUUCUGGUUGUCCCUAUUUAUGCAUCACUCCCCUCAGAGCAACAAAUGAAUGCCUUUAAGCCUGCUCCUUCUGGUUUUCGAAAGGUUAUUCUAGCGACAAAUAUUGCAGAAACUUCUGUAACUAUUCCUGGUAUUAAAUAUGUUAUAGAUGCUGGGUUGGUCAAAGCUCGUUCUUACAAUCCAGUGACUGGUAUGGAGUCAUUGAUUAUCAUUCCUACCUCGAAAGCACAGGCUCUUCAAAGAAGUGGUCGUGCCGGACGAGAAGGGCCUGGAAAGUGCUUUCGAUUGUACCCUGAGAGUGAGUUUGGUAAACUUGCAGAUACUACUGUUCCUGAGAUCAAAAGAUGCAACCUCUCCAAUGUUGUUUUGCAGCUAAAAGCCCUUGGUAUUGAUGAUAUCAUUGGGUUUGAUUUCAUGGAAAAACCUUCUAGGAUGACUAUAGUGAAAUCUUUGGAACAGCUGUUCCUACUUGGGGCUUUGACUGACGACUACAAGCUCUCAAGUCCAGUUGGACAUCAGAUGGCAAAGCUGCCCUUGGAUACUAUGUAUUCAAAGGCACUUAUCUUGGCUGCCGAGUUUAAAUGCCUGGAAGAAAUGUUAAUAGUUGUCGCUAUGCUCUCUGUGGAGUCCAUAUUUUACUUUCCACGAGAAAAAUUGGAAGAGGCAAGAGCUGCCCGAAAGAGUUUUUCAAGCCCUGAAGGAGACCACAUAACUAUGUUAAAUGUGUACCGCACAUCUGCGGAAAGCUUGGAGAGGAACAAAUUUGCAAAUGUCAAAGAGAAAACAUUGGAGAAAAAGUUAAAUAAAUGGUGCAGGGAGAACUUCAUCAAUUAUCGGUCUCUUCGACACGCACGGGACAUUCACAGUCAAAUUGAAGGUCAUAUCCAGGAGAUGGGUUUUCCUGCAUCAUCAUGCGGCGACAAUACACUUCAGUUCCGCAGAUGCCUUACUGCUUCGUUCUUCCUUAAUGCAGCGAUGAAGCAACCAGACGGAUCAUAUAGAGCUUUAGCUAGUGGUCAGACCGUGCAGGUGCAUCCUUCUUCAAUGUUGUUCCGCACAAAGGCGGAUUGUAUCAUCUACAACGAACUAGUCCGAACGAAUCAAAAUUACAUUCGUAAUGUGACUCGAGUGGACCCAUUGUGGUUGCCGGAGCUAGCUCCACAGUACUUUGCCGCCAAUGGCUAGUUCUUCUCUUUGGUUCCACUGCUGAUCCCAGUAGUAUGUAUCCAGAUUAUUUAUAGUGAAGCUUUUAUCGUAAAGACGGUAUCAUUUACUUUAUCUAGGAUUCAUUAUCAUUACCAGCAAGUCAUGUUUGCCUAAACUAUUCUUUAACAACUGAUCAUCUUGAGUACUUUGUAUAUUUCAGAAACAUUUUACUUGUAUAUAAGUAAGAAAACUUUGAAUCCUA
Molecule: messenger RNA, 2521 nt
Organism: Zingiber officinale
Lineage: Eukaryota; Viridiplantae; Streptophyta; Magnoliopsida; Zingiberales; Zingiberaceae
Product: pre-mRNA-splicing factor ATP-dependent RNA helicase DEAH10-like
Exons: 13
Coding region: 1-2298 (765 amino acids)
Biological process (GO): positive regulation of transcription by RNA polymerase I
Cellular component (GO): intracellular anatomical structure; nucleolus
Molecular function (GO): protein binding; RNA binding
Source: RefSeq, a predicted model, not a curated record